AUGCGCUUGUGUAGCUACCGCCAAGUGGACAUAUCUACUGACAUAGCUGUGGGCAGCUUAAUCCGGAUCAAGAAAGUCAGCGUCAAAGAGGCAAAACGUGUUGCAGAAGCUAGCGGUUGUGGCUGGGCCAGCAACAUGGAAGAGUGCUUGGGCCAAGAAGGACAAUAUGUGACGAAAGAUAGCGACGGCUUUCAGCUGCAGAUGCGUGGAGACGUCAUGCUUGUAGGAGACCUUGCAGUUUGCUGUGACCUCUGGUGCUUGCUCCAGGGAAGUAAGAAGAAAAGGCCAGAUGGUCAACAGUGGUGGUUUCCGCCGGCGUUGCUUCACCUGAACCUGUCUCCUACCGAUCCUACUGGUACAGAGGAUGUUGACUCUGGGAAGAUCGUGUUCGACCCGAAGGGGCGCAAACUGUGGCGAUGCUACGGUUGGGACGCAUGCUUUUUGAUGGAUUGGGCGAGUUUGACCAGGCUUGGCAUCAGUGCGAAAUACAGAGACGACUAUGAAGAAUGGGCGGCAGGAGUUGUCGAGUGGGCCCCGCAGGACUGGCGGGCUGGUCGUGAGCUUCAGGGGAGGCCUUCCUUGCUUGGACUGCGUGGCAUUCGCCCGGUGGAGAUUGAAGAGGAUGCUUCAAUUGGGCUUUGGUUGACUGCUGGGGCAAAGGAUGCUGCUCGGAGCAGCGGGAAGUUUUAUCAUGAAGUUCAGCUGUUUACUGACACCGGUUGUCCUCAAUUCGGUUGGCUGUCAACCGGCUUUGAAGAAGGGCCGCACGACGGGAAUGGUGUUGGGGACGACGAGCAUGGCAAUGCCUUCGAUGGAGAUCGCCUGUUAAACUGGAAGGCAGGCCGGAAGCAGAAGGUGGAAGUUGAGCGGUGGAAGGUGGGUGACAUCCUGGGUUUUGCCAUCGACCUGGACGCUGGCGUCAUGCGUCUGUCGCACCAAGGUAAAUGGCACAGCGGAGAGGGCUAUGUCAUGAAAUCUGACGAGAUGGGAGGCCGUGAGUGGUAUCCAGCCGUGUCUGGGCGUGUCUUUUACCAGAUGCACAUCGACAAGAAAACCUGGCGCUUCGCACCGCCGCAACCAUCUGAAGACUACCAGGCUUGGGCGAGUGGCAUCUUCGAGUGGUCGCCGCAGAGGGUUGGAGGUUGA
Molecule: messenger RNA, 1146 nt
Organism: Symbiodinium necroappetens
Lineage: Eukaryota; Dinophyceae; Suessiales; Symbiodiniaceae
Source: the annotation of a GenBank genome assembly